GCACCAGUACAGCUCAGUUGAACGCAUUGUCAAGACUCUUCGCCAGCAUGAAUGCACGAGGAGACCAAGGGAUGAAAAGUUCCUCUGGUGUAGUCGGUGGUGGACCUGCGGCUUCCCUAGUGCCGGAGGACGUCCAACAGGCUGCGCAAAAUUUGUUCCGCGCACUGCAGGAACACCCGGAGGCCCUUAUUGUAACGAAAAAUCUCCCCUCCCCAUAUAUAUUGAAAGCGCAUCCUUCUGAAAAGUUGCGAUGCAGAUUUGCGACCACAAAUCGGGUCUGUCUUGCAAGAUGGCACACUCAGGCUGUCUGCCACGUGAUGCAGGCGAUUUGUAAUGCUGUAAGGCCUACAGGGUAGGGGUAGCUGUCUACCAUGCUGGGCGCCCAUACCAAAAGGCCCGCGCCCAGGCUUAAGAUCUGCGCGCAGUCCUCUACUGCAGCACAAAUUUGAUUUGUGUAGCCAAAUCCAGCAUCAGUAGAAACUUCGCUUUGAUAUGGGGAGGGGAGGCUUUUCCUUUUGAUAGCCCUGGAAGCGUUGGACGGCGGCGGAAUUGACGCGGGAUUGUCCUUCCCGGGGGGCAGCUCGCAAAACCUAGCCAGCAGGUUCGGCAGCCUCUUCGACGACAACAUGGCUUUUGCCAGCGGAGCGCAGCCAAAUGCGGCGUUCUCGCAGGUUUUUGACGAGAUCGACGACCAGCCGGACGGAAAUAAAGGGUACAACACAACCAACGCAGCAGCUAGGAAAAUGAAACUGGGCACAAAGAGCGGCUCGUUUCCAAGAACUGCGGGCGCGACGGACGAUAGCGGGCUCGGACUGCAAGGGGAAAACACACAGGCACGACCCCUGGACCACCAGUUUGUCUCGCCCGGGUCAAAAACCUCCAGCCCCACUGCAACCGGCGGGCCCGAACAAGGCGGUGGACCAAACCAGCAGCUCACAAAGGACCAGAUCAAGAGCGCCGCGCAGGCACAGAUGCAGAAGGUUUUGUUUCUCUCCGAAUUGCCGGCGGAGGAGCGGCGGCGCAUGAUCGAGUUUCUGGCGGUGCACAAAGUGAACUUCCAGCGCGACGGGUCAAGGUUCUUCAGCGCAGACCUGUCGCUGGUCGGCACGGACACCCAGGACAGUUUGAAGACGAACAUAUGCAUCGCAAAAGUAUUGUACUCGUACUAUUGAGCGUGCUAGGCAUGUAUUACAAAUGAAAUCCUAUAUAUCUUAAGGUUAAGGUAAAUCCGCAUUACAUGCUGAUGAAAUUUGUCAUGCGCUCAUUUAUGCUAGCACGGUACAACGUUUGCGAUGCAUAGAGCAAGAAGAUCAGCAACAUGGUCUUCGAGAGCAGCCGCAACGCGACCGUGGUCUCUUCCAACGAGGACCGGGUCCGCGUGUACGCGGAGUACGACGAGACGCAGGCCUACCCGCUGCUGGAUGAAUUGGUCGCGCGGUACGCCACGUCCCCCAGCGGGUUGGCUGCCACAAAGAAGUUGAGCUUGAACGAGGCCAGCCCAGACCGCCCGCCCGUGAAGAACACGGGGAAUUUAUCCUGAUUAAGAACGUCCCCACACAAGAGUCAAGAGGGGAAAUCUGCUAGACAAAUCAACCAGCUUUGGUUGUUUGGCAUGACAAGUCUGUCCUCGUAGUGUCGUCCUGUUUGGCUAAAUCAGAAGCGUCACAGAUCUAGCAUAAGGUGCUGACUCUAGCAUAACAGAUUCCAAAACACGAACAGAGAACGCUUCCCAUAGGGGUCCGCAUGAGAAACGUUUAUGGAAUGCAGAAGUGCAUGACAACUAUGGGGUGGGGACGUUUUUACUCCGCAUAGAAUUUGUACCGCAAGGACGAGUUGGUGAUCCCGGAGGUGGUGUUCGAGCAGUACCGAUCUUUUGCGCGACUGCUGUUCCCGCCGACCAACAAGCUGAUCGACCAUAAACUCUCCUACUUGGUGGCCCUCAUCGACGACAUCUACGCCUCCCGGUACGCCCUGGAAACGCGCAAGCUGCGGAAGGACUACGUGAACAGCGGCAAGGCGCUGGCGGCGGGGGCAAACGGGACAACCGAGGAAGAUGAGGAGGCGUCUGACGAGGACGGGGAAGGUGGUGCCAACAAUUUAAGAGAACAGCAGUCCCUCGUGGACCGGAAACGCGCGGGCGCGGCCUUGGACUACGCACCGGAGAUUCCGGGCCGCACCAUGGGGCCCGGCGCGCGGAAUCCGCACUUACUGAAGAACGCGAUGAAGCUGGGCGACGGCCCCGGGUCCGCCGCGCACUUUUUCACGAAGAAGCGCGCCGCCGGCGGCUUCCGCCCCAGCGUGUCGUCCAAGAUGAGCAAGGACAAAAACACCUUCGUGUCCGAGGGCUACUACAGUGGCGCCGAGGCCCCGGGGCGGGAUGAAGUGGCCGAGCAGCGGAAGCAUUUGGACUUGGUCUUGAAAAACGCCGCGAUGCCACUGUCGGAAUCCGCCUCCGGGGUGCGCUCCGCGGACGGGCCCGAGGACCCGUAUGAACUGUUGAACAGCAAGCGCCAGGAGAACGCGCUGUUUGCCAACGGGUCGCCCGUGUCGCAAAAGUCCAUCCAGCGGCGGUACCGCGCCAAUCGCCAGAUCGAUCUGUCGGAGGAGACGAAACGGAAUCAGCACCUGACGGACCGCAACGCGCACUUGCGCGAGGUCGAUAUGAACAACGACCACAUGUUCGCCGGAACGACUACAGGUGGUGCAACAACGACCUCGCUGGAGGGUGGACCAACUUCCACUUCCAAUCAGUUUCUGCCCUUCAAUGGCAGCCGCGACAACCCGCGGUUGCGCCAGAACGACAGCUCGUUCCCUAUCAACCAAAAAAGUGUUUGUAACGUUUAACCGCUUCGAGGUAUUGCAGUCAUGCAUGACAAAUUCUCGCUAUCAUGCAUGCCAUGCAAUACAAACUUAACUUGUGCAGCAUCGUUUCUCAUGCAUUUUUACUUCAUGUUGCCAAAUUUCGUAUAACGUUCCCAUUUUUUCGUGUGAUAUUCCCGGAGUUCGUCUUGGACUACCUGCUGCGCCGCUACGGGCACGUGAGCGGGAAGUUGGUGAACCAGCGCGCCUGGGACCUGAUUCACAUGGUGGAGGAGUACCGGUCGGAAUUCGUGUACGUGAAGAUUUUCGGUUUGUUUCUGCGGGAGGUGUACGGGAAGCAGGACCUGCUGUUCUACCUCUUCGUCCGGCGGUGCAUUAUCAACUGCAAAAAUGUCUGGGUCUGGAAGGAUGCAACCUGUCAUGCUAAAUCUGAAUCAUGCAAAAAUCUGUGUUGCAUGAGUGCCGAAAGCUGCCCACUUUCGACCAAGUUAAAAGAGAGGGAGUUUCUCAUGCAGGGUAGGCAUGGUAGAAACCUCGCAGAAUCUGUCAUGCUAGGUUCCCCAUUCCAGACCUCACGGCUCAUGGAAAACCUACAUUCCAGGUCUUGGAAUCUUCCAGACCCAGACAUUUUUGCAUUUGAUAUGCAUCCAGCGGGAGCAGAAUCAGUUUGUCACCACGACGGGCGGCGGGACGUCCAGCUCGCAGAUUGUGAAAACCUCCGGGUCGGGAAUGCCGCUCAAGUGGUCUGCGGACAAGGCCAGCAGCUCUUUUCUUUCGAAUAGCGGCAAGGGCCCGAAGAUCGGCAUGGACAUCCCGUUAUGAAAUGCAAAUAUGUCUGGGUCUUGGAGAUUGCGAGAUUUGUCAUGCUAGUCUGGCAUGACUCUAAACUCUGUAUUGCGUGCCCGCGAAGAGGUCCUCCUGUCUGUCAUGCAAAAACGCGUUUUCUCAUGCGGAGUACGCAACUCAGAAGCACCGAAAAACUUGUCAUGCUGGGGAGCGCAUCACAGUGUGCUCACUAUUUCCUUCCUUGCAUCACAGGUUUCCAGACCCAGAUAUAUUUGCAUUUGAUACCCGUUCAAGGUCUCGGAAAACGACUUUUUCAGUACCGGGGGCGUCGGCCGUAUGGAAGUGUCGGAAUCGAAAUUGACAAAAUCGAAAUGAUUUGUCAUGCAUAAAAUGGAUUCCAGUUCGAACCCAGUUUCUAAGUGGCGCAUCACAAAUUCUGGCGGUGCCUAAAUCCAGUUCGUAAUGCUGUUUAGGGAAAGAAGACUGAUUCUCUCAUGCUGCUUUAGCAGCUCGAGCUAUAAUCCGAAACAGGCUUACAAUCGGCCUCACUUGCCUGCUCUGCAACACAUGUAUUUCGCGUCAUGCAUUUUAUGCAUCACAAAUUUUUCGAUUUUGACAAUUUGGAUCCUGACAGUUCCAUAGGCCGGGGGAAGAAAAUCACGGACCGCGUGCCGUCCUUGCACCAACUUUACAACGGACGCCUGAUCAGUGGCGUCAGCAGUGCGCUCUGUCGCACGCACGGGUUGCAUUUUCUCACCGUCGGACAGUGCUACGCGGCGGGGGCACAGAUCUUCGCCAAACACCCUAAAUUAAAGCGCGGAUUCCAGGUAACUACUUAAAAUGUGCGGAAAUUUUCUUCAUGCAGAAAUAAGGAAGAGCACAAUGAAAGUGGUCAUGAACAUGAUGUUGAUGACGCAUGAGAAAUGUGUUACAAGAACUUAAAAACUUGUUGUACAGCGUAGAAAGUGGUCUUUUUUACCUUUUCUCACGAAAUACUAGGUGAAACUGCACGCAGAGUUCGCGCGUUUGCAGGCCAACAUCAGCGAGGAGAUCGAGCAGAGCCUGGAGGACGAGUGCCGGCGGCUGAUCACGCAGGGCUCGGCGCGCGAGUACCAGGAGCACCUGGCCCGGAAGAAGUCGACGCACAUGCGCCGGUUUUUUUUCCCGGUGGAGUUGCUGGAAGCCUUGGCUUUGCAGCACUACUACAGCGAGAAAACGCGUUGCGAGAUGGUCAUCGCCGAGAAGAAGGCCAAGGAGGAGAGCCAGCGGCGGGCGUUAGUGAAACAAGAGGAGGCCAAGGCCGGCGUCCGCUUCGCGUUGUCCCGUCCGGACAAGGCAAGCGCGAUUAAGGAAGCGUUAAUGUACAGUAGCAGCAGUGCCCUGGAGAUGAGUACUUCUAGUAGUGGCGCCGGAGCAACAUCAAAUAUGUUGCUACCAACAACAAGCGGCACGACUAGUCCAGGCAAUAGUGGUGCGGCCGCAGCUGCAGUGGACGGUGUGUCAACAUCUGCUCCCGGUGGAGGUGCAGGUGGAGCUGGUAUGGCUGGGCUGUUGGCCGGAUUGAAGUCCGCGAAAAAGAAGCCGCUGGCGAAGAAGGCAGGGGCCAUUUCGGACUCUGAGCAGCAGUCCAGUUCGUCCACUGGUACCGGGAAAGUGAAGAAAAAGCAAGCGGUGCAGAUAGUCUCCUCCAUAUCCAAGAAAAAAAAUGUUUGAGUGUUGGUCUCGUGACAGCAUGACACACUUGUUGUGCUGCAUGACAGAGAAUACACUCUGUCAUGCACAGCUGGUACGUGGAAGCCCGUUUGAAGUAGGAUUUUCUUGCCUGGCCAGCAUGACAAGGCUGAAGAUGUUGCGUGCUUUGCAUCACAGACUUACACUUUUUACGUAGUUUUUUUCUCGCAUACUCCAGCGAGCACCAUUCCGCGGACGACGCCGACGACCGGCACUCGGCAGCCGCGCUGUAUGCAUUUCAACUGUGAUGUCUGGGAUCUCUGGAAAGUUGUCAUGAUGCUAAAGCGUACGUAAACGAUGGAAACACUUUCGAAUGCAGCCAAGCGUGACAACUUUCCAGAACGCCUUCAUCUCAUGCGCAGCCCGCAUGAGAAAGUGGAAAUGCAUUUUUGUAUGAACAACGAGGCCGCGACGCCUUUACCUUUUGUUAGUGAUGCGGUACAGAUUUCAAAGGAAUAAUGUAAGACCAGCAUUACAGGUUCGAACUUUAUUCCAGACCCAGAUGACAUAUUUGCAAUCCAUACGCUGGCCCGGCGCACGAAACUCGCGAAGGGCGUGGAGGUGGCCGAGAACCGGAAGACGCUCGCGGAGAAGGCCGUCGGUACCGCGGAGGCGAAACUGAAAGAGGACACGGAAAAGCGGGACCUCGUGCUGCGCGACAUCGGGGGACCCAAAUUGCUGAUUUCUUUCAUGAACGCGGAGAAGAAGCAGGGUCUGUCAUCUCCUGCCGGUAGUUCAUCGUCACCCGAUCAACAAUCGGACUCUUUCACCGCUUCCAGCCAGACCGCCGUGAGCGAGGCGUUCCAGGAAUUUUUGAAACUGCCUGCGGUCGGCACGUCGGCGGACGCGCUGGAGCUUCGUCGGGCGGAGUUGGUGGAUUUCCAGACGAAAGUGCUCAGUGGAAAGCAAACCUUGGCGACCGCGAAGCAGACCCUCGCGGAGGCGGCUGCCGCCGUAAAGAAGCGCAAGUUGCUCGUUGCAAACGCAGAUAAAAAGAAGGCCGCCGCGAAGGGCAACAGCAGCUCUUCGCCGUCCAGCGCGGCGGAGCAGGCAGAGAUGAAGAAAGAACAAGCGAAGUCCGCGUUUAGGAAUCCGGGAGAACAACAAAACGAAAUAGACGAGGAGUUGCAGUUUGCGCGCCAGGUGAUUCCGAACGCGGCCGCCAAUGUUAUGGCGUUCUCCAAUGUUGCAUUCUCGUCACUUGCUUUUACACAAAUUUGUGAUGCAACAAUUGGAAAAGUGAGACAGAGGGGGGAGGGGGAGCCUGCACCUGUCGCAUUACUAUUACAAACCUGGCACACCAGAUUGUCAGCCUGUUUAGCACUGCGAGGAUUUGUCAUGCGAAGUAGCUUGACCGUGUGGCAGGGGCAGCUGAUAGCAGUUUUUCAUAACAAAUCGUGUAACAGCUGGGAGUGUAAGAACGCUUGAGAGUUCCAUAAAUGUGCAGCCCGUGCUCGCGGCGUUGGAGAAGCGGCACGGCCUCGCGGAGCAGCACAAGGACGAGUUCGCCCGUCGCCUGGAGGAAUUGGACCAGGGGCUGGAGAAGAUGGUUUUGCUCUCCCUCGACGACCUGUUGCAGUGCCACGCCAAGUAUGGAUUGCGAAUAUGUCUGGGGUGGAAGAGUGGAACUUGUAAUGCUGUCUGCGGAUUCUUAAUAUGUCUGUGUUGCAUGAGCAGCAAGAGGAGUCAGUGCUUGGCACGCGGAGAGGGCAUUUCUCAUGCGUAAUUAGCAUCAAGAAGCUCUCAAAAAAUCUGUGAUGCUAGCACCAGCAUCACAGACCUCGCGGGUCAUGCAAAAUGUGCAUGACACGCCCCGACUCUUCCAGACCCAGCCAUAUUUGCAUUCGAUACCAAGAAGUCCGGCGGCCUGGAGGUGGUCCAACAGGAGCGGCGGGAGGCGGUGGGAGCGUUCCGGCGGUUGCUGCAGAAGCAAGAGAUGUACCUGCAGUGUCUGCACAUCGCCGAUUCGUCCUUGGAACGUCUCCCGGGUGCUGGGUCCUCCGCGAAGAAGAUUCUGACCACGACGGAGUUGACCCAGCAGAUGGUGGAGUACUCCACAUCAACCAGCUCCGGAAUAGUAGUUGCUGUUCCACCCAGCAAGCCAAAAGAUAAUGUUCUUGGCACUAAAAAUAAUGCUCAUGCACCAGCAGGGAAACAAGAACGAGAAGAACAAGUCGUUGACCCGCCGACUAUUGCGGAGCGGGUCGCGAAGGAAUACAUUCCGCACAUCCACACUAUGGUAGAGGAGACCGUGCAAGAGCUCCGCGACGCCGCCCGCAACGCCGGCGCCAUCACGAGCGGCGUGCGCGCGGGGGCGGUGCUGAACGACGCCCGGCUGCUGGUCGUGCGCGACGGGGAGGCGCCGGCGUCGCAGGCCACCAAUUUGAACGACGACAUGAUCCUGAAGAUUUUGCGCGACGUGUUUCAGAAGAUCCACGACCAGAUGCAGGUGCAGGCCACGCUGAUCAGCCGCGCCAACGCGAACCUCGCGCUCGUCGAGCGGGUCACGUCCGCCAUGACGGCGCUGGCCAACGGGGACGCCAACUACCGCACGCUGGCGCAGACCUGCGCGGACCUGCUCGCGCCCAUCGCCGGCAGCUCCAGCGGGGAGACGAACCAGAACCAGCAGCUAUCCUGUGUAAAAAUGUUCCCACACCAUAGUCAAGUUGUCCGAUCUGCAACACAAAUCCCCAAGUUUUGGCUGUCGAGCAUGACAAGUUUGGGUUCGUAUUGUAAUCCUGGGGUAGAUGUAGAAGCUAGUGCAGCGGCAUGACAAAAUAGCUACAACCUUAUCCUGAUUCCAGCAUGACAAACUACCAUACAGCAUUAGAAAAUGGCUGUCGUGGGCAUCUCCGCAUGAGGAACAUUUUCAGCAUGCAGAUAUGCAUUACAACAAACAUAGUUGCACUAUAAGGUGGGGAUGUUUUUACACGGCGGGAUAGCAGCCGCGCGGCCUCGGCGGGAAGAUGCUGUCGGAAGUGGUCCGGUCGGACCCGAAGAGCUCCGACGAGGUGGCGCGCAAGCACGGCAAGAUCCAGCAGUUGCUCACCGUCGUGGCCGCCUACCGCGAGCAUUUGGAGCUGCUGCGGAAGAAGCAGGACCUGCAGAUCCGGGGCAUCCGACGCCAGGUGGAGGAGCUGCACGAGAACCGGGGCACGCUGCUGUCUAGCGACCUGCAGAACUUGAUGGGCCAACGAAGCGAACGCCUGCUGCCGAACAAGCGCGUGCUCGCGCACUCGUUAUUCAAUUCCAGCUACUUCUCCGCCGACCUGCCGGUCGAAUUUCAGGUGGACGAAGACUGUAUUGCGCAGCUGAACGCGAUCCGCAAGAUUUUCGCGAACAUGGCCAGCCAGUCGCUGAGCGCCAGUCCGCUCUCGAAGCAGGACCAGCAGCUGCAGCGCAGCCGGCGGGUGGAGACCGCCGUGUCGGAGAUCACCAGCGAAAUGCUGGCCGGCCUGCAGCGGUACCCGACGAAAAAAUCCGAAAUCCUGAUCGACGCGCGCCUCGUGCCGUCAACACCAGGGCCCUCUUCCUUAUCGCCCACCUCGCGACUGUCCAACAAAACUGCGAACCCGUUGAUCACGGCCGAGGAUUUAUCCUCUGCAAAAGUAUCGCACUCGCAUUGCAAUCAUGCAUUACAUACAAAUCUUUUUCUUGAGGUAGAUCAGCAUCAGCAUUACAAAUUACAAAUUUUAUUUCUCAUGCUGAGGAAAUUUGUUUUUCAUUUUCUAAUGCAUUUAUACGAGUGCGAUACUUUUGCACUGCAUAGGAUUCGCUCUCCAACGAGUCGAGGCGGCGCGAGUCGCUGCUGUUGGGGCAGCAGGGGGCAAAACGGUUUGCGGAAUUCCAGGCAAAUUUUGAGCUGCUGGCGAUCGGCAGCAAGUUCAGCUGCGACUUCUUCCGCCUAUGCGAGUGCACAACUCGUCCCUCUCCCCCUCAUUUGUAUUGCAUACACGCCAGCAAUUAUAGAAGCUCAAGCGUCAGCAAGAGUACUGCGUGGCAAAUUUGUUGGACAGGAGUGUAGUGCUAUUUGGGCUGCCAGAACUUGUCAUGCUAACAGUGCCAAGAGGCAAUGCGUAAAAAAUUUUUAGGUAUUUUGCAUGAGAAAUGACAAGAACGAGGGAGAGGUGAUGUGCACUCUCAUACCGCCCGAAGAAGAUCGAGAACGUGUUUCGCCAGCACCCGUAUCGGAACAUCGUCCCUGGGGACCCGACCUACCGCGCAAUGUGCGACAAGCUGCGGACGCGGAUGGAGACCGCGCUGGGGCUGUACGACAUUGCGAAGUCGGAAAAGCUACGAACUGCAAAAGUAUCGUACUCGGAGAAGUGCAUUACAAAUUUCCUCAGCAUGAGAAAUAAAAUUUGUAAUGCGGAUUUACCUUAAAAAGAAGAUUUGUGAUGCGUGAUUGCAAUACGAGAUAGUACGAUACUUUUGCACGGGAUAAAAGCUGCACUCCCGGCUGAUGCAUUGGUCCACGGUGUUGCUGGACAUGCAUCUGAAGGAAAUCUCGCAGCUGAAACAGCUGCGGUUCCGCCAAAUCUCGAAAACGGACUUUUUGGUCGACGCCAAGUACUGGCUGCAGAUCUAUCUGAAAUACCACUUCCACAUAUGCAUUGCAAAUAUCCCUGGAUGUCUGGAAGGAUGCAACUUGUGAUGCUGUCUUUGGAUUCGAAAAAGCACUGUAUUGCAUCAUGGCCAGCAAUAGGAGCCCAGUUUGAUGUGCUACGCGGAGAGGGCAUUUUUCAUGCGGAAUAGGCAUCAGGACCCCCUCUAAAAAUCUGUGAUGCUAGGUCAUGCAUAUCCAGGAAUCAUGGGUCGCGCAAAACAUGCAUGACAAACCUCGCAAUCUUUCAGAACCAGACAUAUUUGCAUUUGAUACCACAUGCUGCUGCGCAAAUUCACGCUGCCGGAUCUCAUCCUGCAGCAGGAACUCAUGCGCGACCUGUGGGACCUGGUCUGGGAACUCACCGUGCACUUUAUCGCGAGGAAAAAUGCCCCCACCCCCGAACUUGGGAGCAUUUGUAUUGCAAACCUUUCGAAAUGAAACAGUCGCCCUCUUACAUCUAUCAGCAUCACAGGUUUCUAGUCGUGAAUAGCAACAAUUUGUAUUGCAAAAGACCCCGGCAAGAGCUGCGCUUGUCAUCAUGCAAGCGAUGCGAUACACGCCAGCCUAAUUAGCCUCUGCAUCAGAAAGAUUCAUACUCCUUUCAUGCAUUACAAAAAGUUUUCAGUUGGACACUUCGCAUCACAAAUUUUUUGCAACUAUGGGGGUGGGGGCAUUUUUCACUGUGAUACACUUGUCCAAAGGCCAACUGGAGGAAGCGCAGAAAAUCCUGCCGCACGUGCCGGUACACAUAGAAUGAAAACUCUCGACCAGUCUUCUGCUUUUUCAAAACUUUAUCGAUCCCUACUUUUUUACAACUUCUAACGAUCAUUCAUCAUUUCAUCGUUUAAUACCAAUGCGACCCAGGAGCCAGCAUCGAACCUUGUUUAUUGCUCAAACCAAAUAAACUCUUCAGAUGAAGUCGAAAACCUUAACGGCCGAGGACUUUCAGACGGGGCGGAUGCAGGGAAGGAGCCAGCUGAACAGUUCCGAAGUGAGCACGGAGUCUCUGGAGGAUCUGCACUUCAUGUCCAAGUUGGUGCUGAAGGAAAACCUGCAGCCGGGCCGCCUACCGAUGACCUGCGACUUUGCGGCGCACUUCUGCUCCUGCGUGGUGGACCACAUGGCCAGCCGGAUCGAAGAGCUGAUCGAGUACAAAUUUGCGCAGUACUGAACGAAUUCGGGAGGAGGUGGUGGUGGAAGAAGCUGGUAGUUUCCAUCGCGAAUUUUUAGUACCUGCGACGAACGAGGACAACUGCUGCCUGUUUGUCUUUUCCUUUUCUCAUCCAUUCAAAAUUUAACGUUUGCAUUUGCGUUUGCAAGAACUAAUCCAGAAGCAGGUUUCAGGAUUUAUUCCGAUCGUAAAGGUAUAUUUUCUUCAACAGUGAAAACCAAAACUCGCACUAUGGAUGUGUAUUAUUUUUGCAUGUUGUUUAUUUUUACAGAACCAGAAGAGGUUUCCGCAGCGGUAGCACCGGUCAUAGCCUCGAAAUCACGAAUCAUUUUUGUCACUUUCUUUUUCUUAACACACUUUUAGCACAAAAAUUUCUCUGGUUAUGGUUAUCACUAUGGUUUCAACUUUGUCGUGGUCUAUCGCAUCAUCUGCAUAAGUCGUUGAUUCGCAUCAGAAAUAGCAUCAAGAAAGAUUUGUAAUAAGUAGUGGUAGCAUUUUUGAUCAUAUGUAGUGUAGCAUUGGACCAUUGUAGGUCAGGUGAUUGGCAUAAUAUUCUGGCAUAGAUGAUGUCUUUGUAUUUGUGGUGUUGCAUGCUCCCGAAGACGAUGAGCAUCUGUACUAAUAUCGAAUAUUGUACAAUAUUUUUGCAAAUUCAAGUAUGAAAUCAAGAUGAAUUGCUCCUGGAUUUGGGUUAAAGAAGGAUGGUGACUGCUUGGAAUCGCUGUUUCGGCGUUCAAUACUCACCAGUUUAGCAGCUU
This is a messenger RNA of Amoebophrya sp. A120, 11872 nucleotides long. The record is from the annotation of a GenBank genome assembly. Lineage: Eukaryota; Dinophyceae; Syndiniales; Amoebophryaceae.